CACAGUGCAAGAUUAAGAAAGAAAGUAUAUAUAUAGUUUUUAUAUGGUACGUGUAUAAUAAACCAAACUAAGCGGCGAUGAAAAUACGUCUAUAUAUGUUUGAUAUUAAUUAUGUAAGUUACAUUUGGUUGGCACUUGGCACAAUGAAAGCGAGUGUCAAAGAAAAAAACAAAUAUGAAUCGUCAUUAUGUUGAAAUACAAAGGCUUGACUCAAAGAUUAAAAACGAACAAAAUAAAGAAAAAAAAUCAAAGAUUGAGGCUGACCAUCUCAUGUAACAAGUCCAGAAUGUCGCGAUCAAAUCUUCUAAUCUACGUACGUAUAUCUUUUACACUCGACCCUUAUGACGAAAACGAAACAAGUACCUAAAUAAAAGCAAUCAACUAAAAGUUUGACAAACAUAGCUAGUUGAUAAAAAAUGUAAUAAUUUCAUGUUUACAAUAAUUCUUAUAUUUCUGCGUAUAUAAUCGCUUGUGUAAAUUAUAUGUAAGAUUAUACUAGCCUAAUUAGGUAAACUAACAACAACUGAUUUUCGAUAUUAUAUAUACUUUUUGGACACAUAAAUGAAAGUAUAAUAUAGCUAUCGCCCAUGGAUUUUACUUACAUAUACAGAUGGUGGUUUAGAAAAACCAUUAGAAGUAUAUCUAUCUCAAGUAAAACAAAAAAAAAAGUUAUAUUUUUAUUAGGUGGAUAUUUCAAGUGAUGAGAAUUCUAUACAGAAUAUAUCUUAAAGGCCGACGCAAAUUGAAGAGAUAUUCAUCCAGGGUAAACACUUUUACCCUAAACGUAGACAUACCAAGUUCGAAAUCCCAACAUUUAUAAUGGAAAAAUUUAGCACUAGACUUUUGUUUCUGACUCAAAAAAAUUACAAAUUUCGACUAAGAAUUUCUUGCAUUCAAAAAAGAAUCAUCUUCAUUAUUUCUUCUUAAUAUUAAUAAAUUCUUUUUUUUUUGACGAAAAAAAACAAUUUAUUAAUAUUAAGAAGAAAUAAUGAAGAUGAUAAAUAAAAAGUAAUAAAUGGCAGCCAUGGCACCAAUUGACACGUUGUUAAUUCAGCGUAAGGAAAUGUCAACGCUCCGUCUGUCUAUUUAUAUGAUAACCAAACGUCUUACUCAUUCUCAAACUCAUACAAACUCCAUUCACUCUCAACAUGAAGCUUGUUUGGUCGCCCGAAACCGCCUCUGACGCCUACAUCGACACCGUUAGAUCAUGUAAGAACUACAAAGAAUCAGGAGUGGCGGAGUUCUUAUCAGCUACAGCGGCUGGAUGGAACGCGAGGCUAAUCGUCGAGACAUGGUCACGCGGGGAUCCAAUCGCGACAAGCGUGGGACUAGCGGUUGCUGCAGCUCACACGUCAGGGAGACACGUGUGCAUAGUACCAGACGAACAGUCGAAACAUGAGUACGUAUUAGCCAUGAGAGGAGCGGUUAGUACGGAAGCUACGGAGGUCGUGGUGGUCAGAGAAUCUACAGAGAACACUAUGGAGGAGUUUCCCGGCGUGGACUUCUUGGUGGUGGACUCAAAGCGACGAGAGUUCUUAAGAACGCUGAGGUCUGCGAAAUUAAGCAACAAGGGCGCCGUUUUAGUGUGUAAAAACGCCGCGCAGAGAGCGGCAUCUGGGUUCAAAUGGCAAGAUGUGUUGAAUGGAGGAACACGUGUAGCGAGAUCCGUAUUUUUGCCUGUUGGGAAUGGGUUAGAUAUCGCACACGUGGGAGCUAUCGGUGGUCUCCAACGUGGUGAAUCAAGAAAGCAUCCUAGCCGUUGGAUAAGACACGUGGAUCAUCUAUCGGGAGAGGAGCAUUUGUUCAGACGAUAGAAUUGAAAUUUACUCUUUUUUUUUUCUUUUUUUUUGUCAAACACUCUUUCUACUCUUUAUGAUGUGUAAUUAUGUAAAUAAACAUCCAAACAACAAAAUUAAUUUCUCAUAAUCAACAUGUCUACACGAUGUAAAAUUAUUGAUACUACAAC
Brassica napus (rape) is the source of this 1966-nucleotide messenger RNA. RefSeq lists its product as uncharacterized. Lineage: Eukaryota; Viridiplantae; Streptophyta; Magnoliopsida; Brassicales; Brassicaceae. The record is from RefSeq and is a predicted model, not a curated record. The transcript is spliced from 2 exons. The coding region runs from base 1149 to 1814 and encodes 221 amino acids.